This is a messenger RNA of Racocetra fulgida, 128 nucleotides long. NCBI's taxonomy places the organism in Eukaryota, Fungi, Glomeromycota, Glomeromycetes, Diversisporales, Gigasporaceae. The record is from the annotation of a GenBank genome assembly.
GGGAAGUAGAAGAUGACCAAAGAAAGCGGUUGUUAGAAUUACUUAGAGGACAUCCCGAUCUCUGUGCUCAAGAUAUCUCUGAGUUGGGCCGGACUGAUAUAAUUCGGCAUUGUAUUCCUACCCAAGAC